AUAAUAUUGUAAUGUACACAUUAUACAUUUUAAAUUGUUUUAAGGAUUUAUCUUAUCAGUAUUAUCUAUUAAAUUAAAUAUUGUAGGCUAGUACUGCAAAACUCAAAGUCUGUAUAUACGUAAAUGUCAUUUAGACUUGUUUUAGGUACAUUAUAUAUUUGAAGAUCAAAGUUCUAUACCGGUUUUUACGUAUUUACAAGUGAGCGGUAGGUGAUAAUAAUAUAGUGCAUAAAUUACCCUUGUCUUGCCGAAUUCCUUUCACUUUUAUUAUCCAUUCUCUUCAGUCGUGUUAUCAAAAUACUGUCCUAAAGUGAAGUUGUUUCCAUGUCUAACAAUAGCAGAGUCACAGUACAAAAGUCCAAACUACAAUACGAAGAUCAAAAAAUGCUAAGAGGGUUAAGAAUAUGUGGGUUGAGAGGGCUUAUGCUAGAACCCUAUACUAGCUCUGUCCAAGUUUUUGCUAAUUAUGCAUCUACACAGCCCUCCACUAACAUACAAAAACUGCCCAGACUACCUGUGCCUAAGCUAAACGACACACUUAGCAAGUGGCUCAAGACUGUUAAACCAUUCUUAAAUGAUGAAGAAUAUGCUGCAACUACUUCUCUUGUUAAAGAGUUUGAAGGUGGAGUGGGGCAAAAAUUGCAGGCUUUACUGGAGAAAAGAGCUGGCAAGCAUGAGAACUGGCUGGAAGACUGGUGGCUCAACACUGCCUAUUUGGAAUACAGAGACCCUGUCGUAGUAUUCUCAAGCCCUGGUCUUGUUUUUCCGUUCCGGAAAUUUAAUAGUCAAGAAGACCAACUCAGAUAUGCUGCUAAAACCAUAAUUGCAGCAUUAGACUAUAAAGCUUUAAUAGACAAUGACAAGAUUCCUGUUGAAAUGAUGGGAAAAAGUCCACUGGAUAUGGCUCAGUACAAGAAGAUAUUUGGAACCUGUCGUAUUCCAUAUGAAAAAAGAGAUAAACUAUCGUUCAAUGAUACAAAACAUAUUACAGUCAUACAUAAUAACCAUAUUUUCCAUGUUGAUCUCUGGGGCAGUGAUGGAAAAAGGUUAAAUGUUGAUCAAAUUGUCCAAGCCUUGAAAAAAGUAGUAGACUUAUCAAAAACACCAAGCAGCGAGCCCAUCGGCAUACUUACUUCGGAAAACAGGGAUGCAUGGGCAAAGGCUUAUCAGCUUUUAUCUAAAGACAAAGUGAACCGAGAUUCAUUAGCCGAUGUGGAGAGUAGCUUGGCUGUGCUGUGCCUGGACAGCGCGGCGGGCCUGUGGCAGUGCGCGGACGACAACGCGCGGCGCAACGUGGCGGCCGCGCAGACCAUACACGGCGGCGGCGCGCCCGCCAACGGCGCCAACCGCUGGUUCGAUAAAACGAUACAGUUCAUCGUCGGAGCGGACGGCGUCACCGGACUCACGUAUGAACAUUCCCCGGCCGAAGGACAACCAAUAGCUGUUCUUACUGAUUUCAUUAUAAAAUAUAUUGAACAAGACAAAACCGGCGAUACGCCGUCGUCAGGGCCGAAGGAGCCUGCGCGCCUGCAGUUCAAUGUGGACAGCGAAGUUGCUGCUAUGAUCAAUACAGCGAAGCAGAGCUUGGACAAAUUAGUCGCCAAUUUAGAUCUCAAUUGCUUCAAGUUUGACAAAUAUGGUAAAAAUUUUAUCAAGUCACACAAGAUGAGCCCCGACAGUUAUUUGCAAAUGGCUAUGCAGUACGCAUUUUAUAGCUUGCACAAGACGCCGGGCGCGCACUACGAGUCGGCCGCCACGCGCAUGUACACCGGCGGGCGCACGGAGACCAUCCGCUCGUGCUCCGUGGAGUCCGUCGCCUUCGCGGCCGCCAUGUUGGACGCGCGCGCCUCCGCGCACGACAAGCUGGCCGCCAUGCGCGCCGCCAUCAAUGCGCACAAGGACUACACGGUGCAGGCAUUGCAAGGUUUUGGUGUUGACAGACACUUGCUGGGAUUGAAAUUGACAGCGAUCGAAAAUGGUAUCGAGCUGCCGAAAUUAUACUCCGACCCAGGAUAUGUGAGGAGUGCUCACAUGAGAAUAUCUACAAGUCAGGUGGCGUGCAAGUGCGACGGGUUCAUGUGCUACGGGCCGCUGGUGGGCGACGGGUACGCCACGUGCUACAACCCGCGCGACGACGACGUCAACUUCGCCACGGCCGCCUUCGCCGCGCACCCCGACACCGCCGCCGCGCGCUACCGCGCCGCGCUCGAGCGCGCGCUCGCCGACAUGCACGACGUGCUGCUGCACAGCGCGCGCUCCAAGCUGUGAGCGCUGCUGCGGCACGCAGCAGCACGGCGCGCGCUCCGAGCUGUGAGCGCUGCUGCUGCACGCAGCGGCACGGCGCGCGCUUCAAGCUUUUGAUCGUUGCAGCAACAACACUCACACCUUUGACAUAACAUUCAACAACACAACAAUGUAUAACUUGGCAAGUUCGUUGAAGACACUCGCAUGAUAUGCGGGCGACGGGGAGAAAGGACUGCGCGGGUAUGAAGUCGUGUGAGCGGGGCAUUGCUACCCCCCUCCCGGCCCGCGCGGGCGUGUUACGAACGAAUUUGCCAAGCUAUAGGCCUCGUUAAUAGGAGUAUCUACCUGGGACUAUGAAUGCUGCUGCUGCUGCACGCUGCAGCACGAUGCGCGCUCCGAAAUAUCAGCCAACAAAGCCUUUAUUGUAUAGCAAUUGCAUUGUUACUCAUUGAUAACAAUAUAAUGGUCGCUAUAUACGCCCACUAUUUUCUGAUCAAUCUUGAUUGUCAACCUUACUAUGUAAGUGUAAAGUAUUAUGGAUGAUGUUUAUGUAAAUAUGUAAAUGUCAUACAGAAUUAUUGAUAAAUAUUCCUUCAAUAUUACAAUCACGAGCAGACUGAUAUGUCAGGAUUUAUUAAACAAGUAUAUUAUUUUUUAUAUUGUUACUCAGAUUAUAAAUAAAUGUUCCAUGUUAUAAAACGUUUUAUAUUAUAAUUAAGUUAUUCAAUUCCCGGAAGAUGACUAUUUAUAACCGACUUCAAAAAAAGGAGGAGGUUCUCAGUUUGA
Messenger RNA from Bicyclus anynana (squinting bush brown), 3030 nucleotides. It is a transcript of the gene CRAT, whose product is annotated as carnitine O-acetyltransferase-like. Gene Ontology annotation, molecular function: carnitine O-acetyltransferase activity. Gene Ontology annotation, cellular component: peroxisome. Gene Ontology annotation, biological process: carnitine metabolic process, CoA-linked. NCBI's taxonomy places the organism in Eukaryota, Metazoa, Arthropoda, Insecta, Lepidoptera, Nymphalidae. Bases 325 to 2268 code for a protein of 647 amino acids. The transcript has 13 exons. The record is from RefSeq and is a predicted model, not a curated record.